GUCAUCACCAUCUCCAUCACACUCCUCGGCUCCUCCAUGCACAAUGUCCAACUCCUCCCAGAAAGCACUCGAACUUCCCGAGAUCCUCGACGCCAUCGCGCGCUCUAUCCCUGUAUACGACCCACCGACUGCAUUCUUCAACUUUUCCAGCGAAGACCCCCGUAUCUUCACCCCACACAACCUCCUACCCUGCACUCUGGUUUCUCGUCUCUGGCACGCCUGCUUCAUCCCCUAUCUCUAUCACCACCUCUUCGACGACAGUCAAUCCUCCAUCCUCCGGAAACGCCUUGCGCCAUUUCGUAAACAUUCCCAUCACUUCCGGUACUACCACUCCUUCUCUGCUCGCAAGGUCUAUGAACUGCCCUUUGAGAUAUCAUUGCCGCCCCGGAAUCUCGUCAGCUUGUCCCUGCACCGCCCUAGCGAUGCCCUACUGGACUUGUUGAUCUGGAACCAAGGUUCACAGUUGAGGGAGUUGUCAUGUAGCGGCGACUGGACAACCAUACUGUUUAAAUCAUUGCAUCAGGAGGCAUUAAUGAAUCUCCCAUGUCUUCAAGAGCUGGUUUUGGUGAGGUGGACUUUGUCGAGUGAUUUCAUGUAUGGGAUGCUGAGCACUUGCAAAAGUUCAUUAAAGCGUCUGAGAAUCGAGUCUGUCUCUGGUCUCUACGAAGAUCUAUUCUUCGAUCAUGAAAAAAAUUACAGCGGACCCGACGACCAUAUCAGCAGCGCCAUCGCCUCAAAGAUCAGGGCCCCGAGAUUCCAGAUGACACAGCUUACAUCCCUCGCCUUAGCCCUGGACUGGGUCCAAUCCACGAGCUCAAUUUUCUUUCCUUGCGUCUGCCCGGCUCUUGAGCGCCUCGACUUGACAGUCGACACCGAAUCCUUCGAUUUCCUUCAACUCUCCCGGAACCUCCGCUUGUACUGCCCCAAUUUCCACACCCUGCGCUACAAGGAAGGGUACUCAAUGGAAUACGAACACGGCUGCUUCCCGGUACCUGACAUCUACGCCGGACUCUUCAAGAACUGUAGUCUCAAUGGCCUGAAAUACGCUUCCUUGGGCCUACCCAUGGGCCUGAAUGACCUCAUGUUGGACGCAUUACUGACCCACGCGGCAACACUCGAGACAUUAAAACUUCGAAACAAAUACUGGAAUAAUAACGGCCGUGCAUUCAGCAGCCUGGAGAUGUCUCAAGUCCUUCACUUGCUGACCAACUGCCGAAACCUCAAACACCUGGUCCUGAACGGAACCAACUGUUCCGUCCGGACUUUGGAGGACUUGUGCACGCAGCCAUGGGUAUGCACAAAACUCGAGUACCUGGUCAUUGACGGAUACAUCGACUCCCCGCCUUUACAGGAGCUCAGUCGCUCCGACCUCCGACCACAUCAGGCACUGAAGGAAGUGCAACAAAGGGUUCGUCGUCAAGCGGCUCAAUUUCCCGAGGUGGAUCAUGAGAAGUACAAGGACGAUGGACAGGGAUGGUACAUGAGAUGCGACAUGGAUCCGCUUGGUUUCUUAAAGGCAAAAGAGGAUGAGGAUAUCAAGCGACGGUUGUUUGUCCACAUGGCCGAGAUCAGCGGUGUCAAGGGCGUCAAGUACCUGAGACUGAGGCGCACAGAGUUCUUUGCGGAACCUCCAUCCUUGGCUGGCCCAGAAGACGACGUUAUAGGACGGGCAUUCGAAGAAUUUGAUCUUGAUAAAGAAUGAUAAAAGCAUCCGAUGCAGCUUUUGUCAACGUUGGCCCUUUCCUAUUCAAAAUUUCGGAGGAGGACGCAGAAAGAUAUAGAGGGGUGUGUGUUUUUUUUUAAAGUGAUAGGGUGCCCAUGAAAAAUGAAAAUUCGGAGUUAAUUUUCACAAUCCC
Molecule: messenger RNA, 1856 nt
Organism: Gamsiella multidivaricata
Lineage: Eukaryota; Fungi; Mortierellomycota; Mortierellomycetes; Mortierellales; Mortierellaceae
Exons: 1
Coding region: 44-1702 (552 amino acids)
Source: RefSeq, a predicted model, not a curated record